Molecule: messenger RNA, 2031 nt
Organism: Tripterygium wilfordii
Lineage: Eukaryota; Viridiplantae; Streptophyta; Magnoliopsida; Celastrales; Celastraceae
Product: NAC domain-containing protein 7-like
Exons: 4
Coding region: 501-1571 (356 amino acids)
Biological process (GO): regulation of DNA-templated transcription
Molecular function (GO): DNA binding
Source: RefSeq, a predicted model, not a curated record
CGCCUCCCUUUCUUGGCACAAAGCUUUUGCAGCAAUCAAGCUCCCACUCAAAAGAUAGACAAGAGAGAGAGAGAGAGCGAGGGAGAGAGAGAGAGAAUUAAAAAAAUAAAAGAAAAGAAUGAUUAUAUUUAGGGCGUGUGUGUGAGAGAGAGGUAUUCUUAUAUAACCCUACCACCAGUCCCUUUGAUCAAACUUUCCUUUUGCCUUUCUUUUCUUCCUCGGGAUCUGAUCGACAACAACUGGACAAAUAUUUCUUACCAGUUGGGGGGUUCUUUCACUUCAAUUCCCGAGGUCCUUCCUCUCUUGUUUGUUUGGUUUGGUUUUCAGUGUCAUAUUCUUCAACCGUGUAAGAGCUCAAAGUGUCAAAAUCUACUAGUUGUCUUGUCUUAAAUCUCAUUGGUUGAGUCAAGGCUUCCUUCGAUCGGAUCUAAGAGGAAGUGGUAAAAGUGGCUGUGGUGUGUUUUCCAGAUUAUCAAGACUAACUUCAAGUCAUUGGAAGUAUGAAUACAUUUUCAAAUGUUCCCCCAGGCUUCAGGUUCCAUCCCACCGACGAAGAACUUGUUGAUUACUACCUAAGAAAAAAAAUUGCCUCAAAACAGAUCGAUUUGGAUGUAAUCAAAGAAGUUGAUCUCUAUAAGAUUGAGCCUUGGGAUCUUCAAGAGCUAUGCAAAAUCGGGGCUGAAGAGCAGAGUGACUGGUAUUUCUUUAGCCAUAAAGACAAGAAGUAUCCGACUGGGACUCGGACUAAUAGAGCAACAAAAGCAGGGUUUUGGAAGGCUACAGGAAGAGAUAAGUCUAUUUAUUCUCGACAUAGCUUGAUUGGCAUGAGAAAAACCCUAGUUUUCUACAAGGGACGAGCUCCAAAUGGUCAAAAAUCAGAUUGGAUCAUGCAUGAAUAUCGCCUCGAAACCCAUGAAAAUGGAACACCUCAGGAAGAAGGAUGGGCUGUGUGCAGGGUGUUCAAGAAGAGAAUGACUACAGUUAGAAAAAUGGGUGAAUAUGACUCCCCAUGUUGGUACGACGACCAGCUCUCAUUCAUGCCCCCCGACGGUGAAUCUCCUCGUCGAAUUUCUCAGUUUUACUCUUCUUCAUACCAUCCUCAUCACUAUCCAGCCUGCAAGCAAGAACUUCAUCAUCAAUUGCAGCAGCAGCACUACAACAUGCCACCUCAACAUCACCAUGAUCCUUUCCUUCAGCUCCCUCAACUAGAAAGCCCUAAAUUACCACAAUCAGCUGCAAGUGUUAGUGUUCCAUAUGGAAAUUCGACUCUCACAACUCAGGAAGAUCAGCAAUUGCAACACAAUCUGAGCAAUAAUAGCGAUCAAGCUGUGGAUCAAGUGACCGAUUGGCGGGUCCUCGACAAAUUUGUUGCAUCGCAGCUUAGCCAUGGAGAUCAUGCAGCUGCCAAGGAAACAAAUUACAGUAAUUCAUCAAAUAUGUUCAAUGUGGUUGAUGAUGAUCAACAGAUGGACUUGCUGGCUAAUGAUCAAUCUAAGAGACAAGAAGUACUUGUUGAACAGGAUUACGCGUUGACAUCUGCGUCGAGUUGCCAAAUUGAUCUUUGGAAGUGAAAGUUUAUACAUGAUAUAUGGAACGUUGAUGAAGACUAUAUAUAUAUACACCAAAUACUAAUCAUUGGAGGUACAGGUUUUAUGAUAUGAUAUGGAAUAUCGAUGAAGACUUGAUGAUGCAGAGGUUGCUGUACAUAAUAAGAAAGAAAAAAAAAUGCUAUUUGUCUUAUAGCUAUACAUGGAGCAUAUAUAUAUAUAUAGUAGUAGUAUGGUAUCCUGUCUAUAUUGAUUAGUACUAGGAUAACCAUGUUAGAUAUCGAUCGAAGACAGUGAACUUCUAUGGCCGAGCAAUAUUGUUGGGACUGUCUCGGCUUAAAUAUAUAUAUAUAUAUAUAUAUAUAUAUAUAUAUAUAUAUGUUGAAUGUAGCAUUCCAUGGAGGCUUUCUAUAAGUUUGUAACAUCUUUUUUGUUUUACAAUAUUUGAAAGUUUCAGAUUCUAUGAAUCUAUGUACUUGUGACU